CCUAAUGUCUUAAUUAACACCAAUGUAGUAUCUGGCUGUUUAGUGGUAGUGGUGGUUGGUGGUGGAGAGCCUGGAUAAUAGCUCAUAGGAGAGCUAGAUUCUGUCAUACUCUGUUUUCCUGAAGUAAGAAAUCUCUGGAUCCAAGUUAUAUCAGAUUCUUUUAGUCUAUGUUGCUAUCGUCCAUCCCUACUCCUGAGCCCCCAGCCAUGAACCACCAUGUUAAGGGACUCUUCCUUUUUUCCAUGCCUGAGUUGACUGGACAAGUGCCAACUCCGAUCCUGGGCUUAUGGCAUGUAAUGACACACACUCCUUUUCCAUAUUCUGUAUGUCUCUAGUGGGGAGGGGGUUUUGCCAAGACCCUUCGUUUAUUUUCUGAUUGCCUCACUCAUAUUACCCCUGAGGCCUCCUUUGUUCCCGAAGUAGGCUAGGGACAUCCUGCUUCCUAGAACCAAAUCUACAAGAAACAAAGGUACGUAACAAAGCCAAAUGGGAACAGAAUCAUGCUUGGAACUCUUUCUGGGCAGAAAACAAUAACUGGUAUGGACUAGAGAUUAGGGGAGGAGAAGGAAAAAUGGGGUAAAAGUACGGAAGGCAGCUGGCAGGUUCAGUGUUUCUGUGUUGGCAUGACCAGUCUCUCUUCAUCCUCUUCCUGGAUGUAGGGCUUGGUGCCAGGGCCCCCGAGGCUUUCUCCACAAAUAAAAGGAGGUGAAGCUGUUUGGUGUCCCUAUUUCAGGUUCUUGGGGGCAGCCAAAAUGAUGUCCUUUGUCUCUCUGCUCCUGAUUGGCAUCAUGUUCCCUGCCAUCCGGGGGAAGCAAUUUACAAAAUGUGAGCUGUCCCAGGUGCUGAAAGACAUGGAUGGCUAUGGAGGCAUUCCUUUGUCUGAAUGGAUCUGUACCAUAUUUCAUACUAGUGGUUAUGAUACACAAACCAUAGUCAAUAACAGUGGCAGCACAGAAUAUGGACUCUUCCAGAUCAACAAUAAAUUUUGGUGCAGGGACAACCAGAUCCUUCAGUCAAGGAACAUCUGUGACAUCUCCUGUGACAAGUUCCUGGAUGAUGACCUUACUGAUGACAUUAUUUGUACCAAGAAGAUCCUGGAUAAGGAAGGAAUUGACUACUGGUUGGCCCAUAAACCACUCUGCUCUGAGAAACUGGAACAGUGGCACUGUGAGAUGUGAGUGCCUGCGGUCUUUGCUGUUUCUGCCCUCUGUACAUUCCUGAAAUGCCUCUCCCCUAAGGCUACCUCAGUUUGCUUCUUUCUACCCCCUUGAAGCUGAUUUGUCUUUGAGCCCUGAACUCUGUAGUGACACCUUUGGACACUUGAGAAUGAUUCUCCAGGGAUGUGUGACUGGUACACUGGACUUUUGACCCUUGCUUAGUGCCCCCUGAUGGCACUUUAACUACAACAAUGGAUUCCACCUCUGUCUUGAAUAAAGGGCCUGAUUUUGAA
This is a messenger RNA of Panthera uncia (snow leopard), 1450 nucleotides long. It is a transcript of the gene LALBA, whose product is annotated as lactalbumin alpha. The transcript has 4 exons. Gene Ontology annotation, biological process: lactose biosynthetic process. Lineage: Eukaryota; Metazoa; Chordata; Mammalia; Carnivora; Felidae. Gene Ontology annotation, molecular function: lactose synthase activity; calcium ion binding. The record is from RefSeq and is a predicted model, not a curated record. The coding region runs from base 753 to 1178 and encodes 141 amino acids.